This is a messenger RNA of Cotesia congregata, 1102 nucleotides long. The record is from the annotation of a GenBank genome assembly. Lineage: Eukaryota; Metazoa; Arthropoda; Insecta; Hymenoptera; Braconidae.
AUGGAAGUAGCAGCUGUCAAAAUUUUAACACGUGCUGUUGAUAUGGACAAAAAAGAACAAUAUACGCUGGCAUUAAUUUUAUAUCAAGAAGGUAUACAAGUAUUACUCAAUACUAUUAAAGAAGUAACAGACGCUAAAAAAAAAGAUCACCUGCGCGUAAAAGCAAACAGUUACUUGGACCACGCUGAAAAAUUAAAAGUUUUAAUUGAAGAAAAAAAAGCGCUUGGUCAGUACCGAGAGCAAACUAAAAUAGAAGCUGGAGCUAUUGGUUACGAUUAUGACAGUUUGUUUGGAAGAUUUUUAGAUGAAAAUGUUGUCUGGAUUCAUGUUGAGGAUCCUUACAUCCGCGCUUAUCACCAGUGCUUGAAUCUAGUCAGACUAUGUGAAUUAUCAGUGCAAAAGUGUUCUUCACUCAGUAAAAUAAUUUUAACAACAACCCAAGAUCCAGACGACUCCAGAAACCAGAAUCUGAGGCUACAAGAGUUAAAACAAAGUUUGAAACAAUCUAAUAUUACAAUGGAGGUUAAAUUUUCUGAUACUUUGCACGACAGACAAAUUACUCUCAGUAAUGGGUGGGUGAUAAAAAUCGGCCGUGGCCUGGACUACUUCAAAGCACCAGAGGGAAAAUUUAGCCUCGGUGCUUGUGACAUGGCGCUGCGAGCGACUCUUGAAACAACAAAUAAUCACAAGCUUUAGCCUCAUCGAUGCACUUUUUCGCCAUUUUUCCCGCGAGCCUCAAGCUGUUGGUCCACCUGACGAACCCGCCAUUUUGAUUCUGUCCGCCAUCUUGUCCAGCAGUUAAAAAACCCUCAGGUAAGCAAUGGUGGCCUCCUACAGCGACAACUUGCUUGGCAAUUUCCAGAUCAACGCACAAUCGGGUUAAAGCAGAGGCCGCUGUGCUCGCGAGCCUUUGGUACGCGUGUUCCAAUCCAGGUGGCGCCAUGCGAAGGAAACAAACUAAAGCAACUGAAGCUUUAGCUUUGGCUAAAUGUUUUCUGGCAAUUUGAUGCCUGGCGAGUUUAUCAAUCAACAUGGCGACUUGUUCCAUCAGCCAGAUAGACGGCGCUUUUUUCUUCACACACUUGAGAAUCCUCCUAACGCC